Messenger RNA from Funneliformis mosseae, 176 nucleotides. NCBI's taxonomy places the organism in Eukaryota, Fungi, Glomeromycota, Glomeromycetes, Glomerales, Glomeraceae. The record is from the annotation of a GenBank genome assembly.
CUAGUAUAUAUGAUAAGAAAACUCUUCUUACAUUUGAUGAGUCUGGCAAAUUCUACGGAAGUCAACUAUAUUCACCUUACAAAGAUCAGAAUAUAAAUUCAACAUACUUAUGUGAUAAAUAUGCUCUUGAUGCUACUUUUAAUUCAAAUUUAAUUUCUCUUAAGAGAGCGAAGAAG